GCGACAACAGAGAGGCCGAAUGCGGUGGCGGCUGACAGCAAAGUGACCCUUGAUGCAGGCAGAUUGGAGGAGGAGCUUGAACCAACCUCACCCUUAGGCACAGAGGCAGCACCAGCCUCAUGCCAAGCGCAGGAGCAGGAGGAGUCAAGUGACAUAACCUCCACUAGCUCUAGCUCCGGAAGUUCUGAUGAAGGUGAUGUUGCGCAGCAGGCGUGUUGGAUCCCGGGCCCAGUUUGGCGCAACAUUCGGAGUCAUGUAGUUCACCGAUGUUCCUCCUUCAAGAAGCAGACAUUGUGUGGUCGACUGAUAGAUGAUGCUCAUUUUGAAUAUAUGGCGGAGGGCUGCUCAACCAUCAAUGCACGUUGCAGAGGGUCCAGUGUCGAAGGUCUUGUAGAGGCACUUGACCAAAGCAGGUUGGAGCGCCAGAGGGCGAAGUGA
Molecule: messenger RNA, 438 nt
Organism: Cladocopium goreaui
Lineage: Eukaryota; Dinophyceae; Suessiales; Symbiodiniaceae
Source: the annotation of a GenBank genome assembly